This is a messenger RNA of Panicum hallii, 5102 nucleotides long. RefSeq names its product putative multidrug resistance protein. Gene Ontology annotation, cellular component: membrane. Lineage: Eukaryota; Viridiplantae; Streptophyta; Magnoliopsida; Poales; Poaceae. Bases 343 to 4080 code for a protein of 1245 amino acids. The record is from RefSeq and is a predicted model, not a curated record. The transcript is spliced from 6 exons. Gene Ontology annotation, molecular function: ABC-type transporter activity; ATP binding; ATP hydrolysis activity. Gene Ontology annotation, biological process: transmembrane transport.
UGAAAAGCGUCAAUUAAUAAGGAACCUGGGCUCAGCUUUCCUUCCCUAAAUCAGUAAUGGCUGAAACCAGAUAGCAACAUUUGGACUAAAAUGUAUCUGAGCUUCUUAGAUUUUGGAUUUUUUAUCUACUAGGUCCAUAAACUCUCAAAAUAAUCAUCUAAAUCUUUGUAAACUUUUAACAUUGUUUACUCUAGGUCCAAUUGCGGAGAUGGACUUUCACUUAGAACCAACCACUUGAAAACUUUAAAGACCCGGAUGUUCACUAUGAGCUAGCGAUUAGGAAAAAAAAUUUAAAGACCUCCGGCGUGGCGUGUGCAGUUACCCAGCCAUUGCCUGCCGGACAUGGGGAAGGACGGGCCACCGGAGACGGUGGAGACCAAGAAGGCGGCGCCGAUGCUGCGGUCGUUCGCGUCAGUGUUCAUGCACGCGGACGCCGUGGACGUCGCGCUCAUGGUGCUGGGCCUGGUGGGCGCCAUGGGCGACGGCAUGUCGACGCCGAUAACGAUGCUUAUCGCCAGCCGCAUAUUCAACGACGUCGGCAGCAGCCCUGACCGGCUCAAGCAAUUUCGUUCCAGGAUGAACGAGAACGCAAGAAAUCUCCUCAUCUUGGCAGCCGCCAACUGGACCAUGGCGUUCCUGGAGGGGUAUUGCUGGACGCGGACGGCGGAGCGGCAGUCGUCGCGGAUGCGGGCGCGGUACCUGAGCGCGGUGCUCCGGCAGGACGUGGAGUACUUCGACCUCAGGGCGAGCUCCACGUCGGAGGUGAUCGCCAGCGUCUCCAGCGACAGCCUCGCCGUGCAGGACGCGCUGAGCGAGAAGGUGCCCAACUUCGUGGUGAACACCACCAUGUUCGUCGGCAGCUACGCCGUCGGCUUCGCGCUGCUGUGGCGGCUCACGCUGGUGGGGCUGCCGUCCUCGCUGCUGCUCGUCGUCCCCGGCUUCCUCUACGGCCGCAUCCUCAUCGGCCUCGCGCGCCGGAUCAGGGAGCAGUACACGCGCCCGGGUGCCAUCGCCGAGCAGGCCAUGUCGUCGGUGCGCACCGUGUACUCGUUCGUGGCGGAGGGCAGCACAGCGGCGCGGUUCUCCGCCGCCCUCGAGGAGUCGGCGCGGCUCGGGAUCAAGCAGGGGCUCGCCAAGGGAGUCGCCCUCGGAAGCGAAGGCAUCGCCUUCGCGAUCUUCGCCUUCAAUAUCUGGUACGGCACCCGCCUCAUCAUGUCCCACGGCUACAAGGGCGGCGCCGUCUACGCCGCCUCCGCCAGCAUCGUCAUCGGAGGCUCAGCGCUGGGGUUGGGGCUGUCGAACAUCAAGUACUUCGCGGAGGCAAGCGUGGCGGCGGAGAGGAUGCUGGAGGUGAUCCGGCGGGUGCCCAAGAUCGACUCGGAGAGCAACGCCGGCGAGGAGCUGGCCAGGGUCGCCGGCGAGGUGGAAUUUAAGGACGUGGAGUUCUGCUACCCGUCGCGACCCGAGAACCCCAUCUUCAAGAGCUUCAGCCUGCGCGUGCCAGCGGGGCACACAGUGGCGCUUGUGGGGAGCAGCGGGUCAGGGAAGUCGACGGCGAUCGCGCUGGUGGAGCGGUUUUAUGAUCCGUCGGAGGGGCAGGUGAGCCUGGACGGCGUGGACAUCCGGCGGCUGCGGCUCAAGUGGCUGCGCGCGCAGAUGGGGCUGGUCAGCCAGGAGCCAGCGCUGUUCGCGACGUCCAUUAGGGAGAACAUCCUGUUCGGCAAGGAGGACGCGACGGAGGAGGAGGUCGUCGCCGCGGCGAAGGUGGCCAAUGCCCACAACUUCAUCUCCCAGCUGCCGCAGGGCUACCACACGCAGGUGGGUGAGCAUGGUGUCCAAAUGUCUGGAGGACAGAAGCAAAGGAUUGCUAUUGCUAGAGCAAUCAUAAAGUCACCUAAGAUCCUUCUCCUUGAUGAAGCCACCAGUGCAUUGGACACCAAUUCAGAGCGUGUUGUGCAGGAGGCGCUUGAACUGGCCUCCAUGGGUCGAACAACUAUUGUCAUUGCCCAUCGGCUAUCCACCAUCCAAAACGCAAAUACGAUUGCGGUCAUGCAGUCUGGUGAGGUCAAGGAGCUGGGAUCCCAUGAUGAGCUCAUUGCCAAUGAGAAUGGCCUCUACUCAUCUCUUGUCCACCUUCAACAGACCAAAGAGUCAAUGGAUUCUGAAGAGGUUGAUGGAACUAGAAGUACAUCUCUUAUGCGGCAAUCAAGCAGCCAUGGUAUGAGCAAGAGGUUAUCCACAGCAAGCGGGUCAAUCACAACACUAUCCAUCAUGGGCAAUGAUGAAGGUAACGGCAACAACACAGAGCUGAAGCUUCCUGUGCCAUCCUUCAGAAGGCUAUUGAUGCUUAAUGCACCAGAGUGGAAGCAAGCACUGAUGGGAAGCUUCAGUGCAGUUGUGGUCGGAGGCAUACAACCUGUGUAUGCAUACGCCAUGGGCAGCAUGGUCUCGAUCUACUUCUUGACAGAUCAUAAAGAGAUGAAGGAUCAAACCAGAAUCUACUCACUGUUCUUCGUUGGCCUUGCACUGGUCUCAUUCCUGAUCAACAUUGCGCAACAUUACAACUUUGGUGUCAUGGGGGAAUACCUCACCAAAAGGAUAAGAGAACAGAUGAUUUCAAAAAUUCUUACUUUUGAGAUUGGGUGGUUCGACAGUGAUGAGAACUCUAGUGGCGCCAUAUGCGCACAGCUUGCCCAGAAUGCCAACGUUGUGAGAUCACUCGUUGGUGAUCGAAUGUCCCUCGUCAUCCAAACAGCUUCUGCAGUGCUCAUUGCCUGCAUCAUGAGUCUAGCAAUCGCUUGGCGUUUGGCACUUGUGAUGAUCGUAGUGCAACCACUUAUCAUCAUUUGCUUUUAUGCUCGUCGUACCUUACUAAAGAGCAUGUCCAAGAAAUCAUUACAAGCACAAUCUGAAUGUAGCAAGCUAGCUGUUGAGGCAGUUGCUAAUCUUCGCACAGUAACUGCUUUCUCAUCCCAAGACCGCAUCCUACGCCUCUUUGACCAAGCACAGGAAGGCCCACGCAAGGAAAGUAUCAGGCAGUCCUGGUUUGCUGGUCUGGGGCUCAGUAUCUCCAUGAGCAUUUUGAGAUGCGUAUGGGCCCUCACCUUUUGGUAUGGUGGAGUACUCAUGGCUCAGCACCGCCUUACUUCCAAGGCCCUAUUUCAGACCUUCUUGAUUUUGAUAAGCACAGGACGUGUGAUAGCAGAUGCAGGUAGCAUGACAACAGACCUUGCCAAGGGUGCUGAUGCAGUCACUUCAGUUUUUUCUAUUAUUGACAGGAAGACAGAAAUUGACCCUGACAACCCUGAAGGAUACAAACCAAAGAAUCUUGAAGGCAAGGUGGACAUUACAGAAAUUGAUUUUGCAUAUCCGUCAAGGCCAGAUGUGAUCAUCUUCAAAGGAUUCUCCUUGAGCAUCCAGCCAGGUAAGUCAACAGCUCUUGUUGGGCAAAGUGGUUCUGGCAAGUCAACCAUCAUUGGACUCAUCGAGCGGUUCUACGAUCCCCUUGUUGGGACAAUAGAGAUCGAUGGCAUAGGCAUCAAAACAUAUAGCCUACGAGCCCUACGAAAGCACAUUGGACUGGUUAGCCAAGAACCAACAAUUUUUGCAGGUACCAUCAGAGAGAACAUUGUAUAUGGCACUGAAACAGCCACUGAGGAAGAGACUCAGAGUGCUGCGAGGUCUGCGAAUGCACAUGACUUCAUUAGCAGCCUCAAGGAUGGAUACGACACGUGGUGUGGUGAGCGGGGUGUUCAGUUAUCAGGAGGUCAAAAGCAGCGGAUUGCAAUUGCCCGUGCUAUCCUGAAGCAACCUGCUAUCUUGCUACUAGAUGAAGCUACAAGUGCACUGGACAGCCAGUCUGAGAAGGUGGUGCAAGAGGCAUUGGACCGGGUGAUGGUAGGCAGGACAAGUGUUGUGGUUGCGCACAGACUCAGCACAAUCCAGAACUGUGACCUAAUCACCGUGCUUGAGAAAGGAAUAGUCGUGGAGAAGGGCACACAUGCAUCCCUUAUGGCCAAGGGUCCUUCUGGAACAUACUUUGGAUUGGUCAAUUUGCAACAAGGAGGCAGCCAUCACUAAGAUGUUACUGCGAUACAGCACUAGUUUUCCAAAUCCGCGGCCUCAUUCAAGCUAGAAUGCUCAGCAGAAGACUGAAAUUUCACUGCUGGUUAUGUUGGAUAGUGGUGUUGGAUAUGUUGUGUACUGGUGCAAAGGUCAACGAUUAUGACAGGUGAACAAUGGAAAUAUGAUAUAUGUACAAUAGAGUAGUCCAUCUUACCAUUCUGCGACUUUUAUAGUUGAAAUUAUAGAGCCUAUUGGUCAAGUAGAUAAGUAAAAUCUUAAAACCAAGAACCUGAAGUCGCAGGUAGCAGAAUGGACACUGAUAAGGAAGGAAACGCAGGAAAACAAGGUGUUGAGAAGUUACAUUUCCAAGUGUUAGCUUAUAGUUUCAGGGCCUAAAUUUUAGUAUGCAAGGUUCUGAGCAGCUCUGUUAGUGCAUUUUGGCUGGGAGGCCCAAAUAAAGUAUUGGCAAAGCAAACAACUCGAAUAACGUGAGAUGAAUUACCAGUUGAACGUAUGAAGAAUUAAGAUCCAUGUUUGCGGCGAUGCCCGCCCCCCACCCAAACACACACAAAAAAAUCCACGACUGAGAUUAGCAGCAUAAUUGGGUAUUUGCAGGAGUAAAAUGUUCAUGCGUGAUGCGUCUAGAGCAAUUUACUCAAGGAAGUUUAGGCGAUUCCAAAGUGGGAAUCCUAAUAACCCUAGAGCGGUACGGGAAGAUCUGCAGUACGCUAGUAUACUUGCUAGUGCGGUAGAGUUGGAGGCCCUACCAGAUCAUCACCGUGUCGGGGAGAGAGAGAGAGAGAGAGAGAGAGAGGAGCCGGCGUCCCCUGGUGUCGCCGGCGGGGUCCCGUCCGGCGCGCGGAGUUGGCGGCGCGGAGGCAGCCGAAUCGGGUGGGGGUUGCAAAAGCUUGCACCCCGACUGCGACGCCGUGUCGCUUGAAGGAGGCGGGAAUCCGCCUCAGGCACCGCCGCGCUGCGUCGCGGCGAGGACGUCGGAUUCGGCCCCCGACGACGGUAGGCCGCGGCGGCGCUGGGAC